ACACUCUCCGUGGACAGUCUUCGCCGCGCUACCAUUAACAGCUGACGCGAAAAUUUUGUACCAAUCCGAAAAUAAGAAUAUAAACUUGAUAAUAAUUCAAUAUUAUAAUUUUUUUGUUCAGUGCAUAAUUUAAGUUCAAUUUGUGUUUUUUUUUUUUACGAGAGGGUGUUUUUGUUUUCGAAAUGACGGUGGGGGUGCAGUCCAGCGAUGGGAUACUGCAAUUAGAAGGAUCAGAUAUCACAUACAUGGAUAUGAUAGACGAGACAGUGAGCUAUGGGGAGUCACAGAUCCAGAAGUUCUUCUCUGGAUCUACUAUACUUGUGACGGGCGGCACUGGAUUUCUUGGGAAGUUAUUGGUUGAGAAGCUGCUCAGGUCAUGUCCAGACAUAAAAAAGCUGUUCCUUUUGGCUAGACCAAAAAAGAACAAGGAUAUAACAAAAAGAAUUCAAGAACAAUUUGAUGAUGUCCUCUACGACAAACUAAGGAAAGAACGUCCCGGAUUCUUAAAAAAGAUAGCAAUUAUAGAAGGUGAUGUUGGACGAAUUGCUCUUGGCUUGAAUGAAGAAGAUAGAACCAAAGUUAUUAAUGAGGUAGAAGUAAUCUUCCAUGGAGCAGCGACUGUCAGGUUUGACGAACCUUUAAAAACGGCCGUGGAAAUUAAUGUUCGAGGCACAAGGGAGAUAUUAAAUUUGGCCAGAGCCUGCAGCAAGUUGCGUGCCCUUGUCCAUAUAUCAACGGCUUAUAGUAAUUGUCUAUAUAAUGAAAUCGACGAAAAGUUCUACGAGCGUUCUUUGCCUGGUGAAAAAUUAAUAGACCUAGUUGAAACAAUGGAUGAAAAAAUAAUAAAUAACAUCACACCUGGAUUACUUGGCGAUUUCCCCAACACGUAUGCUUAUACUAAAGCCGCCGCUGAAGACAUUAUUUUGAAGCUCUCUAAAGGUCUACCAGUGGCACUAUUCAGACCUGCAGUAGUAAUUGGUACAGCGAAGGAACCUUGUCCUGGAUGGAUCGACAACGUUUAUGGUCCGACUGGUGUCGUGGUUGGAGCUGCUGUUGGUCUUCUCCAUGUUCUCAACUGCAAUCCCAAGGCAAUUGCAGACUUGGUGCCUGGUGAUAUGGUUGUGAAUAGCUGCAUUACAGUCGCGUGGAAGACUGCUAAGGAAUAUCCCGGAAACCAUGAAGACGCUCCACCUCCCGAUUUACCACCACCAGUUUAUAAUUAUGUUUCGUCUGAACAAAAUCCGUUGACUUGGGAAAAAUUCAUGAAGUUAGUCGAAGUACAUGGCUUCGAAGUGCCACCAUUGGCAGCAGUCUACUUUUAUUUAUUGCAUCUGACCCCCUCUCGAUUUAUGUACAUGUUAUACUCCAUCUUCCUUCAUUGGAUACCAGCUUACAUUGUCGACGCUAUUACCGUAUUGAUUGGAAAAAAACCUAUGUUACGGAAAGCUUACACGAAAAUUGCAAAAUUCGCCGACGUACUCUCCUAUUUCGCUUUACGCCAAUGGAAGUUUCAUAAUACAAACACACAGAAUCUGUACAACGAUUUGAACGAAGCAGACAAACAAAUGUUUGGCUUUGAUAUAUCUUCUAUUAGUUGGAAUGAAUAUUUCUACAAUUACGUUCGUGGAAUUAGGAUCUUUCUUCUAAAAGAUCCCAUAGACACAGUACCGGCAAGCCUUAAAAAGUAUAGCAGACUGAAGUACUUGCAUUAUACAUUCUGCACAAUUUUGUGUUUGGGUUUAUUAAGACUUUCAUGGAGUAUAAUUAGCUUUAUUUAUGCAUUAGCUUAUAGGUCUUUUUGAUUGUAGUUCUAUCAAUGAAUGCGCUUUGUUAUUUGAUUUCAAACUAUGACGUAGUGUCAUAAAGUAUUCACAUUGAUAGAUAAGUAGAGAUGUAAGAGUUGUUGAAGUUUUGUCAUGGAAAAUUAUUAAAUGGGCCUUAAUUAAGUCCUUAAUAUAUAAAUGUUGAACAAUUAUUAGGCCAUUCUAAUAAAAUUCUACACGUGGCCCGUUAACAGGUUAGAAUAUCUAAAUUAUUUCGAUUUUAUGAACAUCACAUUAUUAUUAGAAGAUUCAGUUCAACUUGAAAAAUUCUUUAAUCGUAUUCAAUAAUCGAAUCGGAUAUACAAUUCUCCAGACAGAAAAAUCAGUUGUGUAAAAGUUAAUUAACUGAAAUGUUUUUCAAAUAAAAUUAUAAAUAUUAAUAAAAUUAUAUCAAAGCGUACAUUACUUGAUAUAAAUGUAUUUGUAUAUAAAUAUUGUGAUUAUAUUUAAGCAGAAUAUAUUGUAAGUAAUUAGUUUAAAUCGAUGGAAUGGUAUGGUGUGGGUCAAUACAUAUUUUUUGAGUAACAAAAUACGGGCAAGAAUGUUAGUUGUAGUAAUAAAAUCACUUUUCUAUAAUCCUAGAAUUUCUAAGAUGCUUGUUAUGAACAGGAUUCGAUAAUAACUUUGUGUGAUGCCCUUUCUUCCAUUCGUGACUGUUAUACUCUCUCUAUGUUUGCAAAUGACUAAACAUUUUGAACUAUAUAGCUUAUUUUCUGUAUGAAUUCUUCCAAUAGAUAUCUAGUUGUAGUCUCAAUAUCAACAAUUGACAAAAAUUAUAACAUAUAGCUGUAGUCUUUUAGAUUCUAUUGCGAAAAUAGGUUUACUACCUGAUAUUGAGUUUAGUACCUGCAAACCAAUAAUAUUUAUGGUGUCAUGGUAGAUAAAAAAUGGCAAUCUAAUCGAUAUAUACCUUUGAAGUUGAAAAAGUUAAGGUAUAAUUAUAGUUGUUCAGUCACCAUAAACUUGAUUAGACGAUAAUAUAAAACCAUUUAUAAGUAAAUAAGUAUUUACUAGAAUGAUUAAAACUAUGCUAUCGCAAACAUAUCUAAAGUAUGACAAAUGUAAUACGUUAGAGUGAGAUACGAUCACUCGGAUGCAAGUCGUUUAGUUUUCAUGAAAAAAAUAUUUAAUUUGGAAUUGAGGUUAUAUCAAACUAGCGAACAUACGACCAUCUCUCACACUAGUAAUUUUUUGGUUUAAAGCAAACUAUCUAAGAAUAUUUUAUAUCUAAACGAUUUACUGCUUUAUGUUUGCGUUGUUCUUUUAUUCCUACCUACCUGGUUCUAUGUUCUGGCAUUUGCGCUAUGAUCUUGUUCUUAAAAUCUAAAUCCACCAUAAUAUACAAGGUGGAACCGAAAUAGUUAAUAUCUUUUUAAGGGAGUGUUCUGUUUGUAAAAUUGAACAUUUUACUUCAAGAAACAUGAAACAAAAAAAUACAGCUUUCUUACUAGAAAUGUUAGUGUGUGUGUGGCAAACCAUUUGUUGUGUUUCGUUUUAUGUUUCUUUGUAGAAAGUAAAAAGUAAAAAAGUGUAAAAAGUAGUUUCACUUGUAGAACAAUCCCUUAAAACUUAACGAUUUCGAUUUCAUCGAAUAAUAAUUAAGUAAUUCAACGGUUAUAAUUCUUACUACGAUGGAUGCUAAAAAUAGUUAUAACUUACCAAUGGUACUUAUUACACUUGUUACCAUUAUCUCUUGUUAUAAUUAAUUGUUUAUAUAAAUAUUUCAAUGUGAUAAAUAAUAUCGAAUUUUGCUCAGUUAUUUUAUUUUAUAGAAUAAAUAUUUUUGUAUUUAAUUUGAAAUGUAUGUCAAUUUGUGAGUAUAUGUGUUAGUUGCCAUUUAAAGUUAAUAAAACAAUUUAAUAAUGGA
This is a messenger RNA of Galleria mellonella (greater wax moth), 3690 nucleotides long. RefSeq names its product fatty acyl-CoA reductase wat-like. NCBI's taxonomy places the organism in Eukaryota, Metazoa, Arthropoda, Insecta, Lepidoptera, Pyralidae. The record is from RefSeq and is a predicted model, not a curated record. Bases 183 to 1802 code for a protein of 539 amino acids. Gene Ontology annotation, cellular component: peroxisome. Gene Ontology annotation, molecular function: alcohol-forming very long-chain fatty acyl-CoA reductase (NADP+) activity. The transcript is spliced from 11 exons. Gene Ontology annotation, biological process: long-chain fatty-acyl-CoA metabolic process.